UUGUAGUGUUAGCUAGUUCGAUAUUCAUCCGUCAGCGUAUAGAAUUCUUACAUUUUGUGGUGCGCGUAGUGUACUCGGUGUCGUGUGAAGCGUAGUGACCAUCCCUCGCGUGGCGGCGAUCAGUGAAAAUCCGUGAAAAUCCGUUUAUUCGUGUCCGUUACCCCCGUGCUAUGGAGUGUUUAUCAUUUACCGCAUUUUGUGUUUUUAGUUUCGUUUCGUUUCCGUUCGUUCCCCAUUCGAUCGCUUUGCUCCGUGGUCCCUGCCACCGUCCAGAACCGUCCGAACGGAUCCGUGCGUGUCCAUCGGUCGGCGUUACCAUCGGUCACGAAAAUGUUAGCUAUGCGUCGCGAAAGUGAACCAAUCUGCGGUAGUGCCACGGCCACGAGUAACCACCUGCUGCACCACCAUCAUCAUCACCAUCAUCACCAUCAUCUGCAUCAGCACGAGCACGAUGGCCAACAACCGACGGCAAACGGUCUGAGUGACGGUUCGGCCGCAGCAUCCGAACAUCCCUCCGAAGUGAACGGAGAACUGGACUGUGUGGCAGGUUUGGAGCAAGAAACGGGAGGUGGUGGUUUUGUGAACCUUCCACAACAACAGCAUCAGCUGCAGUUGCUCCAGCAGCAACAGCAGCAGCAACUCCAACAGCAUCAACAGCUGCAGCAGCAGCAACAGCAACACCAGGACCAUCAACAUUAUCAUCAUUCCCGUGCAUUGUCACCGUCAUCGGUGGGCUUUUCGCACGCCGGUUUCAACGGUACCGGACCCAGCCUUGGGUCCGGUUAUCCGGGAUUCAGCAGCUUCGGAACGGGAUUGCCCGGUUUCAGUUCGGCAUCGCAUCGAUCGUCGCAUCUAGCGGCGGCCACUUCCGCUGCAGCCGCCGCCGCCAGCACCACUUCGAGCCUUGACGAGUACGUCGACAUCCUGCAGGUCCAGCAACUUCUGCUGGAGAACUCCUCGACCGUGGCUAGCCACCCUAGUACCACCACAAGCACCAGCACCUCCAGCACCACCACCAGCAGUGCAGUUGCACCUUCAGCAACUAGCAGCACUACCACCACCACCACCACCAGUUCCUUCAGUUCCGCUUCCACUCUUCCUUCCACCUCCUCCACGUCCACGCUCUUCCACGGUGCGAAAGGUCGGCCGAAGGUGAACCUCCAGAAGGCAGCCGAUUUCCAGGCGGCGGCAGCGGCAGCGGCGGCGGCUGCUGCAGCCGCAAGCCAGCUACAAGGCGAAUCACCGUCGUCAUCGUCGACGCCAUCGACGUCCAAGCGACUGCUCUUUGAUUACCCGAGUCCAUAUUUGUAUGGUAAUUAUCAUCCGUCGCCGAGUGACGAUCUCGUCGCUUUAUGGUUCGGAAGUAACGGAACAGGUGGCGUUGCCCCUGGACCACCAGCAGCUGCCAUGAUCAUGGAAGGGCUAGAAACGUUGGUUGCGCCAUCGCAUCACACAUUCCUGCUGACCGAGUCAGCGGCCGCCGCGCACUUUAACGUGCUGAGCUUCGACACGUGCGGCCUGUUCAAGACGGGCACCACCACGACCUCGCUCGCGACGCUCAACAACAACAGUACGGCGACGCCGAACAACAACCACCAUCAUCAUCACCUGUACCACCCGUACCACCACCAGACGACGGCGGUCAGUCAUCAUCAUCAUCAUUCGUCUGCUCAGCAACACCAGCAACAGCAGCAGCAGCAGCAUCAUCAUCAUCAUCAGCAGCAGCAACAACACAACGCGGCAACUUCGAGCAGUGCUGCGGCUUCAUCGGUUGCCGCUAGCUCGACCUCGACCGCCAUUACCACGCACACGACCGCCACGACAAGUGUCACGGCCUCGCACAACCCGGGUCAGCAGCAACAGCAACAGCAUCAUCAGCAGCAGCAUCAGCAACAUCAUAGCCAUAACCAUCCGCAUCAUCCCCAUCUGAGUCUGCUGAGCACGAGCGGUAGUGCCGGCGGUGCCAGUGGCCAGUCCGGUGGCCAUCACUCGAACGAUAGCGGAUCGCAGCUCGUCGGUGGCCAUCCCGGUGCCGGCGGUAGCGACGAUCACUCGCAGUCACAGCAGAGCGACGCACAAACCGGCGAUCUCAACACACCCGUAACCACCUCCGGUGACAUACCGUCGUUCUUCGGUCCGUCGACCGUCGUCGAGCCACCACCGAUUACCGGAUCGAUCGAGUCGGACGAUCUCUCGCUAGAGCCGCAAACCGUAUCCAGCCCGUGCGUAAGCCUCUGCAGUCCGACGAAGCAGGAGCGCAGCACCCCGCAAUCGAUCGUCAACGAGGAAGAGGCUAGCAAUACCAGCAGUACCAACGCGAUGUAUCCAUCGUCCAACUCCCAGCAGCAGCAGCAGCAGCAGCGACAACAGCAGCAGCACCAGCAGCACCAGCAGCUUCAUGGACAGAUCCGUGUCGCCGGUUUGGCAAGCGUAACGGGUGGCAGCACCGCCACCAGCACCACCAGCGACAUGCAGCAUGGCGACGGUGUGCAGUCGGCGGAUGCGAUCGAGAACAAGAUCUCCUACCGAGGCAUCUUUACGACGAGUGGUGGUGGUGGUGGUGGUGGCGCUAGUCCCAGCAUGGGUCUUCAGGCGUCCGGUGUCCACCUCGCACCCUCGGGUCAGAUGUCACCGUCGAGCGCCGGUCUGGGGCCGGCCAGCUGGGGUCUACCGAGCCCCGACAAGGGUCUGUUCCAGGCUCCGAUGUUCGGUCUUUUGGGCCCUCAGGCCACCAGCAGUGGCAGCACGGCACAAACGGCCGGCGUCUCGUCCAGUACACCUUCAUUCACCGUCGCCGGUCAGUCGCAGCCACAUCAUCCUCACGCUGGCCAUCAUUAUGGUGGUGGAGCGGAAGAGCGUGUCGGUCACUCGCACGGUGACUCCCUGCUCACGGGUCUCAACAUGGACUGUGCCAGCAUCAUCCUGAAGCAACCACCGAGCUACAACAGUUGCAUCAGUACGCUCGAUAUGCAGACACAGGAUAUGCUUGCGGCGGGAGGGUAUGGACGUGGUGCAGCCCAGGGUGCCGGCCAGGGGCUCGUGGGUAUGGCCACCCAGAAGUACCAAUGGUUGGACUCACCGGUCGAUCCGUACGUCGGUAGCCCGCAGCACGGUUCGGUUGUGUUGCCCGGUCCCUCCUCGACGCCGCUCUCCGUUGGUCCGAUCAUUCCGAAGCAGGAACCCUACACGACGCCCAAUCCCUGCACAUCCGAUUCCAGCCAACUCGGUGCCGGUGGUGGACUAACGCCAGCGCAGGCCGCCCAGCAGGCACAGUACGCGGUGCAGCUGGCCGAGUACAACCAGGCGACGAGCAAAGGGCACGAGAUCCUGUCCCAGGUGUACCAGCAGAGUACGAUGCCGCUGAAGCUGGUGCCGGUGAAACCGCGCAAGUACCCGAACCGACCGAGCAAAACGCCCGUCCACGAGCGACCGUACGCCUGCCCGGUGGAGAACUGCGAUCGGCGGUUCUCGCGAUCGGACGAACUGACGCGCCACAUCCGCAUCCACACCGGCCAGAAACCGUUCCAGUGUCGGAUCUGUAUGCGUUCGUUUAGCCGCUCGGAUCACCUGACGACCCACAUCCGGACGCACACCGGGGAGAAACCGUUCUCGUGUGACAUCUGUGGGCGCAAGUUUGCCCGGUCGGAUGAGAAGAAACGUCACGCCAAGGUGCAUCUGAAGCAGCGCAUCAAGAAGGAGAAAAACAGUGGUGGUGGUGGUGGUGGCAGCAGUAGUGGCGGCAACAGUGGAGCAGCGAACAGCAACACCUCUCACCAAGCACACCAACAGCAGCAGCAGCAGCAGCAACACCACCAACAACAACAGCAUCAACACUCGCAACAACAGCACCAUCAUCAGCAACAGCACCUUCAGCAGCAGCAGCAGCAGCAACAACAUGUCCAUCAUGCGGGCCACCCGGGACUGCAUCCGCACCAUCUGCUGACGCACGAUGAUCUUGCCGGCAUUCCGAUCGUAUCGUCAUCGUCGAACCCCACGGGCAGCAGUUUGUAGACCGAGCUUUCGUCGAUCGAUAUUAUGCGAUU
Molecule: messenger RNA, 4043 nt
Organism: Anopheles aquasalis
Lineage: Eukaryota; Metazoa; Arthropoda; Insecta; Diptera; Culicidae
Gene: sr
Product: zinc finger domain-containing protein striped
Biological process (GO): regulation of transcription by RNA polymerase II
Molecular function (GO): RNA polymerase II cis-regulatory region sequence-specific DNA binding; DNA-binding transcription factor activity, RNA polymerase II-specific
Source: RefSeq, a predicted model, not a curated record